UCAAAAUGGCGGUAUCCAUUGAGUUGUUUUGGACGCAGGCUUUUGCGAAGGCACGGAGUAGCGUUUACUAGAGAUGCUUUUACUGGAGCUACUGAUAAAAAAAAUUUUAUAUUCUUUGAAAACUGGAAAAAAUGAAAAAAGACGCCAGAUUUGAGCUUACUCGUCCGUUCAAACUCGCCCAUCAGACCUUGUGCAUCAAAGCAAUUAACUUUGAAAGGCAGUCACUGAUAGGUUAUGUGGAGCUGACAGUUCAUCCACUUCGCCCAGAUCUUAAGCAAGUAAAAAUAAACAGCAAGCAAUGCAGAAUUUAUCAGAUAGUUAUCAAUGAGCAGUGGGAAGCAAGCUUCCAGUACAAUGAUCCGACUCAGGAAAUUUGUCAGGGAGAUGCAAAACAACGAAAUCUGGACUAUUACCAAAGCAGUCAUCUAGCUGCUAUGACAGCAGUGGAUCCUGACAGUGGUAAUGGAGAAUUGACCAUUGACCUUCCUGUGGAGACUGGACCUCUUAUCAAUGAGCUUCGGCCAUUCCGGAUGGUGAUUGAAUUCUCUCUGGAGCAACCCAAGGGAGGUAUUCAUUUUGUCAUCCCUGACCUGGAGGGUAGCAUGGCUGAGAGAGGUGCACAUAUGUUCACCUGUGGGAAAGAAAAUUCAUCCAGAUUGUGGUUUCCCUGUGUGGACACCUACUCUGAACCAUGUACAUGGAAACUGGAGUUUACUGUUGACAACUCCAUGAUUGCUGUCUCAUGUGGAGACCUCAUUGACACUGUUCACACACCAGAUCUGCGCAGGAAGACCUAUCACUACUUUUUGUCAACUCCUACAUCAGCCCCUAAUAUUGCCUUAGCUGUUGGGCCAUUUGAAACUCUAGUUGACCCCAACAUGCAUGAAGUGACCCAUUUCUGCCUUCCACAUCUGAUGUCUGUCCUGAAGCAUACUACAAGUUACCUGCAUCAGUCUUUUGAAUUUUACGAGGAACUUAUGUCAAGUCGGUACCCGUAUGGCUGUUACAAGCAAGUUUUUGUUGAUGAAAGUUAUGUUGAUGGAGCUGCUUAUGCCACGAUGAGCAUCCUGAGCACAAACUUGUUACAUUCAGCUCGCAUUAUCGACCAGACCCUCAUAACCAGAAGGAUUAUGGCACGCUUGGUGGCUGAACAGUUCUUUGGUUGCUUCAUCUCUAUGCAGUCCUGGGCAGAUGCUUGGCUAACCAAAGGCAUUGCUGGCUACCUAUCCUGUCUUUUUCAGAAGAAGACAUUUGGAAAUAAUGAAUACAGAUACAUGAUAGCUCAGAUACUUAAGGAAGUCAGUGACUAUGAGCAGCAGGUGGGAGGUAUUUUGCUGAGCCCAUCAAAGCGAGACUCCAACUUGCACUUCUCUGUGAAAAUGGCACAUACUGUCUCUCCACGCUAUGCUGAUAUCAUGGAAAAAAAGGCAAUGCUUGUGAUACGAAUGCUGGAACUGCGCAUUGGUACAGAACUUCUCCUUCAGGUACUAAACAAGCUUCUUGCACUGAGCUCUGCAGCAAGUCAACAGAAGCUCUUGUCAGGAACCUGGUCCAACAUGUUGAUCUCAACCAGCUCUUUUCUUAAGAUUAUCUACACAGUGACUGGCAAGGACGUACAGCCAUUUGUAGAGCAGUGGGUACAUCAGAGUGGAUGUGCUCGAUUUUCUGGCAAUUUUGUUUUCAAUCGCAAACGCAAUGUUGUAGAGCUGGAAAUUAAACAAGACAUGACAUGCAGAGGUGGUUUGAAGUAUGUGGGCCCACUGACUGUCACCAUUCAAGAACUGGAUGGCUCUUUUAACCAUACUUUCAAGAUUGAAGAGAAUAAAACCAAGUUUGAGAUCACAUGCCAUUCCAAAAGUCGCAGGAACAAAAAAAAGAAAAUUCCUUUGAUGACAGGAGAGGAAGUGGACAUGGAUCUUUCUGCCAUGGAUGCAGAUUCUCCUGUCCUGUGGUUGAGAGUCGACCCUGACAUGCAGUUGCUACGUCAGGUGAUGUGGGAGCAGCCGGACUACAUGUGGCAGUAUCAGCUUAAGUUUGAAAGAGAUGUUGUAGCACAGAGAGAGGCUAUUUUUGCCUUGGAGAAGUAUCCAACCCCAAACACUCGGUUAGCCUUGACAGAUACCAUAGAGAAUGAACAUUGCUAUUACAAAGUGCGCACUCAGGCGUGUACCUGUUUAGCCAAGGUUGCCAAUGCCAUGGUGUCAACUUGGGCCGGCCCACCGGCCAUGAUGAACAUGUUUCGCAAAAUGUUUGGCUCCCAUUCCUGUCCGACCAUCAUUCGUCAGAAUAACUUCACUAACUUUCAGCACUACUUCAUCCUUAAGGCCAUGCCAGUUGCCAUGGCACAACUCAGAGAUGUUCACGGCGUUUGCAUUCCUGAUGUACUGCGAUUCCUCCUGGACCUGUUUAAGUACAAUGACAAUACCAAGAACAAGUUUUCCGACAACUACUACAGGGCAGCCCUCGUUGAAGCACUGGCCAACACCAUCACCCCUGCUGCUGCAACAACAGUGUCUCUCCUCACUGGGCAGCAUGUUAGUUCAGAGACACUGUCAGGUGAUGCGAAGCAUUUGGAAGAGAUUACACGUUGCCUCAACCUAGAAAAACUGUUGCCUUGCUACCGCUUCACUGUGACUGUCAGCUGUUUGCGAGCAAUUCGCACAUUUCAACGCUUUGGCCAUCUCCCAAGUGAAGCUAAAAUAUUUCGUCAGUAUGCACAACAUGGAGUUUUCAGAGAUGUGCGACUUGCAGCCCUAGAUUGCUUGGUGGAUGUUAUUCGAACCGAGAGCAGUGAGGAGCAGCUGGACUUUGUUCUUCAUAUUGUGGAAAAUGACCCAGACCACUAUGUCAGGUAUCGUCUUUUGCGUAUGCUGAUAGCCAACCCACCAUUCAAAAAGCUUGAUUUGACCCCAAAUCCUCUAAACACUGAAGGACUGGUGGAAAGGCUGUGGAAGAUAAUGAAUUGUGCCCUGUCUUAUGACAGUCGUUUGAGAUGUGCAGUGACAGACCUGUAAUGUCUGUAUGGACGUAUUCGACCUUCUUGUCUGCCUAUACCAGAGAGUGUUCUUGUGUUGAACAUUAAAGAAAAGAGGACGAAAUUGAACCCAGCCAUUCAUCAUGGUCUGGAUCUGGAGCAGGAGGUUAUUGACAAGGAUGAAGGAGAGGCAGGUACAAGUCAACCUGUCUCUGUCAACCUGAGUCAGGAAGAAGGGGAGAUUGUGGAGUCGAUGGUGGAGGUAGACUUUAUCACGGAACCUCCAGACCUUCAGCAGGAAGUGUGGAAGAGUUCUGGCAUGAAACAUCCCCUGAUUCUCCUCUUCCUGUCAGUUCAGAGGUGGUUCUGUCCUCGGACAACAGCAGAGCAUGCUUCUGCAGGUUCCGCUCCCUAUGCACCUCCUGUGAUGAGCACACCAUCAUUGAUGCAGCAGCCACCUGUUUCAAUGAUGGAAAAACUUCAAGACAGUAUUAGUCGAUUGAGUGAUGAAUCUGGCGAUGAAGCUCCACCUUUGAAACACUCAGGUUCUCUGCACACUACCUCAGCUGCAUCGAGUGGAUUCUUCACAUCUUUCUCUCAGUCAUCACAUUCUCUCGCUCACUUAAGCAAAGACCAAGCAACCUCAUCCUCAACUUCCUUGACUAUAGAAUCAUCUGGAAAAUCCCACAAGGCCAAGAAGAAAAAGAAGAAGAACAAACAUAAGCACAAGCAUAAGCACAAGCAUGAACGAGGAGACAGAGACCAUCACAGUGAGAGACGAGACAGAGACCACCAUAGCGAGAAACGAGAGAAAGGCAGAGAGAGGGACAGAACAGGGAUGCUGACAAGCGUCGGGGGAGGGAAGGGUCAGCUGGGUUAUUUUUAGGUGGGAAUGAGGACAGAAGGAGGGAAGGGGUAGGACAAAGGGAGGAGGAGCGAGACUUCGGGGGUGGAGUUAGCUUUGACAUGUUCAGUUCUGGGGGCAGCAACAACACCUCCCCAGUGCACAUCUCAUUUGCAGAUGAACCCAGCUCCUCAGAGUUUGAAGUGGUGUAAGCGUGAAGUUGGGAGCAGGGGAUUAAAUUAGGUAUCAGCUAUUACUUUUCCAUAAAGUUUGUGGUUGCUGUCAGGGACUGAAAAGCCUAGUCUUCAUUGUAAGAACCUCUGCUUCUGCUUGUAGAUUGUUUGGAAGGUGAGUGCUUCUACAUCUGGAAGAGGAAAGAGAGAGCGAUAUCCAGAGAAAGCAAGCGCUGUUGGAGUGCAAGGGACAGUUGAUAGAGGUUCGUGUAUGCAUGUUUGUGUUGCAAAAUGCUUUGACAGGGAAUGGGAAACUGCCUUGUACAGAGUAACAUAGAUACAUCUUUGAACACAGCUAGAAUGCCAAGACUACUGUUGCCACUUCAGUUUGGCUUCAGCAAAAAGCCUUCUUGUGUGGGUAGGCGUUAGUUUAAAUAAAUUUCAUUUAAAAAUUGACAUGUUAGUCACCAGGAUAUACCUACAGGGUUUUUUCUUUUAACUCAAGAAAAGAAAUGGUCAUUUAACUCAUUUCAGGUGAAAUAUUAGGUGUGACUUUUCUCUGUGCAUGGGACAAAAAUGUUAGUAAGCAUCUGUUUGCGGUUGUGUACAUAAAAGUGUGCAAGUAAAGAUUGUGAAUUUCAAUAAAAUUCUCCACCUCAUUGCUCUAACA
Messenger RNA from Pomacea canaliculata, 4661 nucleotides. Its product is annotated as transcription initiation factor TFIID subunit 2-like. Gene Ontology annotation, biological process: transcription initiation at RNA polymerase II promoter. Gene Ontology annotation, molecular function: chromatin binding; metallopeptidase activity; transcription cis-regulatory region binding. Lineage: Eukaryota; Metazoa; Mollusca; Gastropoda; Architaenioglossa; Ampullariidae. Gene Ontology annotation, cellular component: transcription factor TFIID complex. The record is from RefSeq and is a predicted model, not a curated record.